AUGCGCCACUUGAGCAACUUUUUCGGACAAACUAAGCGUUUCCUUUCCUUAUCAAGUGUCGGCAUGUCGUCAAACAAGGUAUUGUCCAGCAAAACCAUCAACUCUAAUGUUGUUACUAUGCAAUAUGCUGUUCGUGGACCUAUUGUCAUCAGAGCAGUAGAGUUAGAAAAAGAAAUCGCAAAUGGAGCCAAAAAACCUUUCCCAAAUGUUAUUAAGGCUAACAUUGGCGAUGCACAUGCUAUGGGACAAACUCCUAUCACCUUCAUCCGUGAGGUUCUAGCUUGUGUUGCUAAUCCAUCUCUUCUUGAAAGUGGAUUGUAUGCUGUUGAUGUUAUUGAACAUGCUAAGACCAUCCUAUCAGGAUGUGGAGGAGGAAGCACUGGUGCUUACAGUCAAAGUACUGGUGUUGAUGUUAUCCGGAAGCAUGUUGCCGAAUACAUCUCAAGACGUGAUGGUGGAAUUCCCUCAGAUCCAGAAAAUGUUAUUCUGUCUGGAGGUGCUUCCGAAUCCAUUCGUAAUGUUCUCAAAAUGUUCAUCAAUCAUGACUCCUCUCGCCAAGUUGGAGUUAUGAUUCCAAUUCCACAGUAUCCUCUUUACUCUGCCACAAUUGCUGAAUUCGGAUUGGGACAGGUUGGAUACUACUUGGAUGAGCAGAAGGGCUGGUCCCUCGAUGAGGCUGAACUCGAGCGCUCUUUCACAGAGAGCUUGAAGAAAUACGAUACUAAAGUCAUUGUUAUCAUUAAUCCCGGAAACCCUACAGGACAGGUGUUGAGCCGUGAUAACAUUGAAAUGAUCAUUAGAUUUGCAAAGAAGCAUAAUCUCUUUGUUAUGGCUGAUGAAGUUUACCAAGAUAACGUUUAUGCCGAAGGCUCCAAGUUCCAUUCAUUCAAGAAGGUUGUUUGUGAGAUGGGCUCACCAUACAAUCAAGUUGAAUUAGCUUCCUUCCACUCUGUGUCCAAGGGAUACAUGGGAGAAUGUGGUCUUCGUGGUGGAUAUGUCGAGUUCAUGAACCUUGAUCCUGAAGUUUAUGUUCUUUUCAAAAAAAUGAUUUCUGCUAAGUUAUGUUCCACUGUUCUCGGACAAGCAGUUAUUGAUACAGUUGUAAACCCUCCAAAAGAAGGAGAUCCAUCAUACCCUAAAUGGCUUCAAGAGAAGAAUGCUGUUCUUGCUUCAUUGAAAGAAAGAGCUACACUCGUAGAGAAAGCUUAUGGCUCAAUCGAAGGCAUUAGUUGCAAUCCCGUCCAAGGAGCCAUGUAUGCCUUCCCUAACGUCCAUUUGCCACCAAAGGCUGUUGAAGCCGCAAGAAGCCUUGGCCAAGAACCAGACUUCUUCUAUGCUAUGGAGCUUUUGGAGUCUACCGGUAUUUGCAUUGUUCCAGGAAGCGGUUUCGGACAGAGAGAUGGAACAUACCAUUUCAGAACCACGAUUCUUCCACAACCUGCUCUAAUGAAGGAUAUGUUGGAGCGUUUCUCAGCUUUCCACACCAAAUUCAUGGAGCAAUACAAGUAA
Auanema sp. JU1783 is the source of this 1509-nucleotide messenger RNA. The record is from the annotation of a GenBank genome assembly. Lineage: Eukaryota; Metazoa; Nematoda; Chromadorea; Rhabditida; Rhabditidae.